Messenger RNA from Closterium sp. Naga37s-1, 2604 nucleotides. The record is from the annotation of a GenBank genome assembly. NCBI's taxonomy places the organism in Eukaryota, Viridiplantae, Streptophyta, Zygnematophyceae, Desmidiales, Closteriaceae.
AUGGCAGGAGACGCGUACGAUCAGGUGAAGGAGAUCUGCAUCUUUCUGCUCUCCGAGGCCGCGCUGCCGCCCGGCCAGGCGCUCGCCGUGUACGUGCAGUCGCCCGGCUCGCCCUUUGAGUACCGCGGCGCCGUCCACCUCGGAUGCCCCUCCGCCGUCCUCCCCCUCCUCUGGCCGGCCGCCGUCGCCCCUACCGGCGCCGUCCUGCCGGCCUUGCCGCCCGGCGGCGUCCCCCCGACGGCGCAGAUCGGCAUUUCCGUGGAGCCGAUUGCGUCGCUGCCGCUGCAGAACGUGGGGUGGCAGCGGCGGGUGGAGGAGAUGGCGCUGAAGCCGGCUGCUCCCCUGCAGCACUGUGGCAUCUGUGCUCCGCAAUGUGUCCGCCUGGCCGCUUCUCUCCCUUGUUCUGUACUGUGCCAUCCCCUCUUUUCCCGUGUGCAUGUGCCUCCCUUGCUUUCCCACACAUGCCAUGGCUUGCCACGAAUGCAUUUCUGCCUCUCCCCGCCCACCCAUGUUCUCCCUCCCACCUCCCACCCUCCUACCCCAGCCCGGCUGUCCCCACCAUCCCUCAACCCUGCGGUCGUCUCACUCUCUCACCUCUCAGCCCCAGACUGCCCUCCCCUCAUCCUACACUCCGCCCCACCAGCCCUCCCUGAAGUCUUGCUCAACCCUCCUCUGCUGCUGCCGUCCCUCCCCCAUGCACCCUCAUUGUCCCACUUCUGCCAUCAUUGCUCGCUCGUGUGUCUCCCCACCCACCCCACCACACCUGUGAGACGCGCGCUGUGCGGGCCGUGCUUCCAUGCCGCGUUCGUGCAACCACCCCGCUGCUGUUGCGCGCUUCACCAUCCACGUGCGCUCGUGACGGCGACGGCGCGUUGGAACGCCUCGCGCGUGUCCGCCGCUGCCCGGGUCACCCGCAGUCACCCGCCUGGCCGGGUGGCGGAUCGCGUCGCUGCGCGAAUGGCGUCCCGCCUGGCGGCGCGCGCCCGCCCGCCGUCCCCGCCACGGCCGUGGCUGCGGUGUCUCGCGGCGGCGCUGCUGCUGCUGCUGGUGGUGGUGGCGCGCACACCCCUGCGCGGACUGGCGGCGGGGCUGCCCGCGGUGUCCGUGGGCGGGGAGGCGGGCCCCGAGCACGUUCUGUCGCUGUACCGCGCGUGGGGGGACGCCUACGGGCUCUCCGCCGGCUCGCUGCUUCCGCCCUCCCCCCUCUCCCUUCCGCCCUCCCUCCUCCCCGCCCCUCAUCUCGAGGACUGCGCCGCGCUCACAGCGCUGCGCCAGCAGGCGGAGCAGCGGGGGGAAGGGGGGGAACUCCCCUCAUGGGCAGGGCCCUUAGACUCGUGCAACCCAUCGCCCCACCCCCCUUGGGUGCGCGGGACGGACGCGGCCAAUCUGGCGAUGACACGUGGCGUGCAGCGGGACAUUUGGGCCAGCCAGUUCCCGGGCGGCUCAUGUGCGGACAGGCGUCUGCUGGUGGUGUCGUGGCCACCGGACCACCGGCACGGGGUGGGGUCGCAGGUGCAUGUGAUGACGUCCUUCCUCAGCAUUGCCAUGCGCCACAAUCGCACGCUCGUGCCCGAUCCAUUGAACUACAACCGAGCGUACACAGACCAGUGCGCAGACAUGGAUAGGUCUGGCCAGUGGGAGUGCUACUUCUUCCCGCUGGUCUCCCCCGAGUGUGAGCGCGUGGUCAUGGACGCCAAGGAUGCGAACAGCGUGGUGUGGGGCAAGGAGAGCGUGGGUGCGCUGUGUGCAUCGCAGCACCGCGUGGUGGGCGUGCUGGGCAUGCCGUACCUCGAGCUCGAGCACGAGGCCACCAUUGCCCUGCGGUGGGGGCGGCCGCACUUGGGCCGCCCCAGCACGGUGUGGUUCCCCCCGGGCGCCGCAGUUAACGAUGACACGACCCCUCAGGUGCACUGGUGGCGGGCACAGGCGGUGCGCUUCAUGCUGAGGUGGCCAUCAGCCCAUCUCUGCCACGUCAUCAACCAACAGAGACACACCGCUUACGGCAUGCACGAUCAAGCAGCGGUGCAGGGGGGUGUGGAGGGAGUGGAGGGUGUGGGGGCUGUGGGGGCUGUGGGGGCUGUGGGCAGUGGUGGUGGGAGGCGGUGUGACGCGGUGGGAGGAGGUGGCAGCAGUGCUGCCGAGGCUGUCAGCAAGCUGGCUGGUGAGGUGGCACGUGAAGCAUACAUGGUGCGGCCGGUGGUGGCGGUGCAUGUGAGGGGCAGCGACAAGGAGGAGGAGAUGGGGCUGCUGGGGCUGCCAGUGUACAUGUACUAUGUGCACCAGCUCCGCCUGUUGCUGCCCGACCUACGGCACGCGUGGAUCAACACCGAGUCCCAGGCUGUGAUUGACAGCCUCGCCUCGUACCGCGAGUGGACGUUUCUCUACAGCAGCAACACACGGCAAUCCUCCUCUUCCAACAACACGAGGGAGUACGAUGACAAGCAGUCCGUGCCUGCCAGCUUUGCCAGCCUUCUCAUAGCGUCGCAGGCUGACGUGUUUAUCGGCACUCUGGGCUCCAAUUGGAGCCGGCUGAUGAAUGAGCUGCGCUCCACCAAUGGGCGGCUCUUCAACACGUUCAUUGCACUCAAUGAUGGGGAGUGGUGA